This is a messenger RNA of Exaiptasia diaphana, 676 nucleotides long. Its product is annotated as ATP-dependent DNA helicase RecQ-like. Gene Ontology annotation, biological process: telomere maintenance; double-strand break repair via homologous recombination. The record is from RefSeq and is a predicted model, not a curated record. Lineage: Eukaryota; Metazoa; Cnidaria; Anthozoa; Actiniaria; Aiptasiidae. Gene Ontology annotation, cellular component: nucleus; cytoplasm; chromosome. Gene Ontology annotation, molecular function: ATP binding; four-way junction helicase activity; 3'-5' DNA helicase activity.
GAUUUUCAGACGGGGCCUGGGUCCUACGCUUCUCUCCGCCCCCAAACAACCGUCUGAUGGAUCUCAUAGGAUUCCGUGUUCUGCCAUUGUUUUAUUUCAGCCAAUCAGAGCGGAUUUUAGCUUUUUCUCAAAGWGAGGUAUGUAAGGAAUGCAAAACAAAAUGGCGGACGAAGUGGAAGCGUGUAUAGCGAAGUGUUGUGAUAUAUUUUCAAUUCCUGAGCUCUAUCCUGAACAGAAAGAGGCGUUGAAAAGUUUUGUAGAUCGAAAAGAUGUGUUUCUUAACUUACCAACCGGUUAUGGGAAGUCCUUGGUGUUUCAAAUGGCCCCUUUGCUACACAUUGAACUAGCAAAGACCAGCAACAACAGCAACUUAUACACGAGUGAGCCUAUUUUGAUCGUUGUUUCGCCUCUGAAAAGCCUCAUGGAGGAUCAAGUACAGUACCUCCGUACCUUGGGUAUCAAAGCUGGUGCCAUUGGGGACGAUAAAGACGUUAAUCAACAGAUUUUCGAUGGAAAAUUUACAAUUGUUUACGCUUCGCCAGAGGCAUUGCUUGGUAAAGUAAGAUGGAGAACUAUGAUAUCUGUGUAGAUUAGAACUAUGCUUUUGACGCCCAAAUAUCAGCGCUGUCUCGUUGGCAUCGUAGUAGAUGAAGCACAUUGCAUCAGUCAGUGGUAA